AUGAAAAAGCAGAGGAUAAAACGCGAGUCGCCCAAUUACCUCAGCCCAUCCCCCUCGCCCGACCGCGAGCUGUCACCACCUCGGCCGGCGUCAGUCCUCCCGGACUGGGAAGCCACUCCUACCAUCAUGACUUCCUCGAGACCAACGAGUGCCGCCCUCUACCCGGCCGGGCCAAUAUACCACGUCAACCCUCCCUCCCUGGCCCAGAUCCUCACAAACACCUCUCACCCGCCAUGGACCCUCGCCGCCUUCAUGGCCUACCUCUCCCAGAACCACUGUCUCGAGACGCUGGAAUUCACCAUGGACGCCGACCGCUACCGCAACGCGUACUGCCAAAUCAUCACCGAACAGGCAUCACCCAUCGCCGAUGGUAACGAACACAUUUGCUCGUUGUGGGACAAGCUCAUGCAGGCGUACAUUAUCCCCUACGCCCCGCGCGAAGUCAACCUACCUUCGAGGGUCCGUGAUCGCCUCUUGGCCCAGCCUUGCUCUCCAGUACCCCCUCGCCCCAGCGAACUGGACGAAGCCGUGACCAUAGUCUACGAGCUCAUGAACGAUUCCGUUCUCCUGCCCUUCAUUGAAUCCCUGUCACCAGCGCAUUCGGAGACACACAUGGAGGAAGACUACGCCGAUGCCUCGAGACAGGGACGGUCGAGGCUCCAAUUGUAUCACCACGAGGCUAUGCCAGCCAGGUCAGACGAUUCGAGUCGCUCGCCCAAGUUUCUGCCACAGCUGACAAUCGGUCGCAGCGGAGCCAACAGUCGAUCUGCGUCAAGGUCUGCAGAUCUCGCCGACCGAGAGGGUCUCUCCGACGACAACCACAGUGCUGCUUCGCCCAGCACCGAGCCAAUGACGCCCCCGACGACGCCCCCCACGUCGGAAUGGACCUUCAACACUUCGCCCGGCGGGUUCCAGCGGGCCCUGACUGCACACAACAACGGCUGGAAGAAGAUGGGUGCCAAGCUCGGAUUCAAUCGCAAGCCGCGGACCACCAGCCGUCGCAUCAACCCAACCUCUUCGGGCCCUGUCGACAGCGACCAGGCUAUGAGUGAUGUUAGCCGCCAAGACUCCCUAUAG
Messenger RNA from Verticillium nonalfalfae, 1077 nucleotides. RefSeq lists its product as uncharacterized. Lineage: Eukaryota; Fungi; Ascomycota; Sordariomycetes; Glomerellales; Plectosphaerellaceae. Bases 1 to 1077 code for a protein of 358 amino acids. The transcript has a single exon. The record is from RefSeq and is a predicted model, not a curated record.